Molecule: messenger RNA, 4224 nt
Organism: Linum trigynum
Lineage: Eukaryota; Viridiplantae; Streptophyta; Magnoliopsida; Malpighiales; Linaceae
Source: the annotation of a GenBank genome assembly
CUCAAUCCCAUUGUACAUGAUAUAAUUCCUACGUCCAGGACAAAGCAAGGAUGACGGACGGGACUGCUUUUUCGUGGACUGGACAGGGCUGCAAGAGUCGGAAAGGAAAGAGAGAGGAGAGCUGUGCUGAGCAGUGUAGAAAAUGAAGUUGUUUCUGCUGAACUGCAAUUCCAUCGCCAUUAGUAAUCUUCAGAUAAAGCAAAUAGGGUGGUAAAGGAGGAAGAUAAAGUAGCAGCGGUAAUGGUGGAGAUGAUGGGAUGGGAAUAAAGAAAAAAUGAUGGAUGGAGUAAUGAUGGUGUCUGUUGCUGUGUGGGUGUUACGUAGCUGUCGAAACCACCAAAAAAAAAAUAAUACAACUUCACAUUGCUUUGUAAAAAGUUUCCACUCUCCAUUCCCCUGCAUUCCCUUCCCUUCCCUUUCUCAACACCUAGUUGCAUCCUCCAAAGAGAAAAAAGAAACAAACAGCAGCAAACCCAGAAACCAGAGAGAGGCGAUCCACCCUUCCAUCCAACCAUGGCGGCCAACAAGUUCGCAACAAUGCUCCACAGAAACACACCCAGAAUCACAGUGGUGCUAAUCUACGCCUUCCUUGAAUGGAUCCUCAUCAUUCUCCUCCUCCUAAACUCCUGCUUCUCCUUCCUCAUCUCCAAAUUCGCCUCCUACUUCGGCCUCCCCCCGCCUUGCCUCUGGUGCUCCCCUGCCAUCUCCUCUUCCAUCUCUCACACAGACCUCAUCUGCGAAUCACACGCCAAAGAGAUUUCAACCCUCACCUUCUGCAACUCCCACCACCGCCUUGCAGACUCCCAGUCCAUGUGCCUCCACUGCCUCGCUUCCGCUCCUCCUCGCUCCGCCUCCACUGCAGCACCCACCGUUGCUGCAGCCUUCAGUUUCAUCUCCUGGGUUGCUGCCAAUGGCGAUCACGACAAGACCAAGAAGAAGGCUGAUAAUUGCCACCACCAGUGUUCCUGCUGUGGUGAGAUCGUAGCACCCGAUCUUUACCCUCCCCCGCCUUACUUGCUGCUCAAUCCUUUAAAAUGUGGGAUUCAGGAUGCUGCUGACGAUAUGAAGGGGGUCCAUUUGAUGCUUAUGGGAAUGGAAGCCAAUGAUGAUGAUGAUGAUGGCGAUCGUGGAGAUGGAGAGGCUGGUGCGAAUGCUGACUGUUUCAGCAGCCUUGAAGAUGGAACAGUUGAGGUUCUGAAAGAAACCAGGAAUCGGGAACAACAAGGAGAGGCAGAGAGGCAGAGGUCUUGCAUUGAGAUGGAGUUUGUAAAACAGAAUCAACCUUCUUCUGAUGAUCAUGACAGGUUCAUUGAGUACUGUUUUGGAGAAGAUGAUCCACUUGAAAUCAUGUCUCUUCAUCACGUUCACCACGAUUCCGGUUCCGGGUUUGAUUCGUCCACUUCUUCUGCUUACCAAGUUGGAUCAUGCAAAUCUCCGGGCCUGAAGCAGGAAAUUCAGGGAGAUGAAGCUCUAGUGGAUGCAGAAGAGGAACACAAAGAGAAAAUACACAGUGAGGAGGAAGAAGAAGCUGCAAGAAGUAUCGAGAUCUAUGCUAGUACGGAAAAAAAUGGCGAGAGAUCAUUAGCUGUGGAUCUUGCAGAACCCACAACAACUGGUUUAGAUGAAGAUGCAAAUACUCAAGGCUGGGAGAUUCACAACUCUGAAGCUAAACAAGGCAUCUUGCUGAAUUGCGGUGACCAGCAACACGAGGCAGAAAUCGAAGAUAUGGAACCAGUUGGAAAGCAAGAAGAAAACUCUACAGCCCAGGAAGGAAUUGCAGAAGACACUGCAGUUACACUCAAUAAUGAGUUCGAGGAACUUCACACCCCCUCUUCAACUGAAGUUCAGGAAGAAUCAACUCCAUUGCCAAGCCAGAUAGAAGAAAACGAAGAAGAAGAAGAAUCUGAACCUGCAACUGCUCCUGAACAAUCACAUGUAACUAGCAAUGGACUUGGCGAGCUGCUGCAUUUCAACACUUCAGUUGAGAAGAAUGAUGCUCCUCAACAAUCACAUGUAAAUAGCAAUGGACUUGGCGAGCUGCUGCAUUGCAACACUUCAAUUGAGAAGAAUGAUGCUCCUCAACAAUCACAUGUAACUAGCAAUGGACUUGGCGAGCUGCUGCAGUGCAACACUUCAAUUGAGAAGAAUGAUGCUCCUCAACAAUCACAUGUAAUCAGCAAUGGACUUGCCGAGUUGCUGCUUUUCAACACUUCAGUUGAGAAGAGUGAAGAAGGAAUUGGGAAUCCUGAUCAGGAAAGGCUUCCCGACACACCAAAUUUCAUGGACAACAUUCAAAGCAACUUGCACAAUAAGCUACUGAUGAUGUUCGAGAAAAGAGACUCGGGUGCGGAAGAGUCAUUUGACGAUGGAAGUGUGGUGAGUGAGAUUGAGAAUGGCGACCCGGUUCUCACCAUAGAACGCCUGAGAACAGCUCUGAAGUCAGAGCAGAAUGCACUGAAUGCUUUAUAUACAGAGCUAGAGGAAGAGAGGAGUGCAUCUGCAAUCGCUGCAAACCAAACCAUGGCAAUGAUAAACCGGCUUCAAGAAGAAAAGGCAGCAAUGCAGAUGGAGGCACUACAGUAUCAGAGAAUGAUGGAGGAGCAGUCCGAGUACGAUCAGGAGGCUUUACAGCUUCUGAACGAUCUGAUGAUCAAGAGGGAAAAGGAGAAGCAGGAGCUCGAAAGAGAGUUGGAAGUUUACCGGAAAAGGGUUUUGGACUAUGAAGCCAGAGAGGAACUGAUAAUGGUGAGAAGAAGAAGAAGCGAAGAUGGCAGUUUAAGAAGUGUCAAAUCUUCAUCUACUUGCAACAAUGGUGAGGAUAGUGAGGAGUUAUCAUCAAUUGAUUUGAAUCGUGAAGCAAGGGAUGAGAGUGGAAGUAUGAGCGAGAACCCAGAAAGCAGUAAUGAUCACAAUAGUUAUGGUGGUGGUGAAGACGAGAACAUAAACUUGGAGGAAAUAACAAUGGACUGUGUGCACCAUAUGACUGCACUUGAUGACUCAUUGGCAGAGUUUGAGGAUGAGAGGCUUUCAAUUCUAGAUCAGUUGAAGGUGUUGGAGGAGAAGCUGCUCAACCUGGGGGAUAGUGAUGAGCUGAUGAAUGAUGUGAAUUCGGUGAGGCAAUCACUGAACUACAGCAGUGUCUCUCAACAUGGGUUUGAUGACAGCUACGAUAACGAGUUGAGUACACCAGAAGAAGAGGAUGGAGCCAAGGAAACCAAGCAUUGCCCUGAGAGGAAAACGAUGGCUUCGAUGGCAAAGAGCCUCCUUCCUUUAUUGGAUGCUGCUGAGGAGGAUGAUGAUGAUAGAGAAGAAGAAGCAGAAGAAGGGCUGACGAAUGAGAAGAAGAACGUGGAAAUAUCUGGGAUGGAUGGUGAUUCUUCUUCAGUUGUUAGCAGAUUUGGAGGGGAGAGCAAGACGCUAGCAAUUGAGGAUGAGGUAGAUCAUGUGUAUGAGAGGCUGCAAGCUCUUGAAGCAGACCGGGAGUUUCUUAAACACUGUAUGAGCUCAAUUCAAAAGGGGGACAAAGGGAUGGAUCUUCUUCAAGAGAUACUGCAGCAUCUGCGUGAUCUCAGAGCAGUGGAGUUUCGUGUCAAGAGUAUGAGUGAAAGUCCUCUGAGUUGACUUGAGUACUGGAACUGUGAAAUGCAGAUGCUGCCCUUGGUCAAAGAGAAACAGCAGGGGAACCCCUAAAGCUAAACUGCAGGGCUGAAAGUUCCCAACGCCUCUGGUGGACCCGGCAAUUUUGCCAAAAAUGGCUGAAGGAUCUCUCGUUGGGAUGAGUGAUUCAGGUCUAGUUUGCCACUCUUCACUGGUGAAGUGAUCAUCAGUCCGAAAACAGGACUUCUUGGAUGUCCUGUGUUUGGGAGUCUCCUCUACUUCAAAAGACUGGAGUAGAAGAGCCUCCAACAAUUUUGGAAGCUACUCGUCCACCUCCUCAGUCUAAGGAGGCUGAAAGGCUCUCUUAUUUGUGUUGUAGACGAAUCGAGGAAAAGGCUUACCCAUGUUUCCAAGAGUGGCUGGGUGAACUAAACUCCCAGUAGUCCUCUGUUUUUUCUUCUUCCUUCCUUUUCACUUUGGGGGUUUCCUGAUUUGGGAUGGUUUAUAUGCUCUCACAUGGGUUGGUUUAUUGUAUUUUGUAAUGGAAUUUUUAUGUGGGGAGUUUGGUCGGUUGUUAGUUUGUAAUAUGAAAUAUCUGUUAGUUGCUGAAGACAAGAUGAUAACGCA